GGGUUGCUGUUAGGUGUGCCUGUUUAGCGGCGGCUGUAGCUUUGGAGAGGAGGGUUUCCUCAGGUGAGUGCUUUUCUGGUGUCUUGAACGUGACCUUGCCUAUUCGACCACGGAUCUCAGCCACUAGUGGCCGAAGAACGUUUUUAUUUGUGGUGUCGUCCUCUAUUACUAUCUUCACAUCUGCAGUUCUCGGGAUCCUCUUUAGCCCGGUGAGUACUGCUAGGGCUUCCCCUGCUGCCCUCGAUGGCCCCAGCUCUUCGGGGGUCUGGAAGGUCGUGUUCCGUGUGUCAUCAGGUCCGAACCACGCUGCGAUGUUGUGUCCAAGUGUCGGUGCAACUUUGUGGGCUGCAAUGAACAUGGUUUCGUGUCUAUUUGUUGGUUGCUGCCGGAGCGGGACGAGGGAGCUUGGGUGGGAGGUCGUUUUCACACAUAUUCUGAAACCAUCUGUUUUGUUGACCGUUGGGGGGAGGUACAGCUGUUUGGUGCCGCGGCCCGCCUCUUCUUCUGUCUCGCGAUCGGGCGAGCUUUCAGCCUCUUUGGGAAUCCAUCUUGUCCCGAGCUGGGCAAUCCUCGAUGGUACUGUCCUUGCGCAUGCGUCGGGAUUCUGGCAACCAAGGGUGUUGCGAUCCCUUAUACACUGGGGGCAGUCGCAGUCAGUGUUGACGGGGUCGGGUCUAGUACUAGACCUAGACCCCGGGGUCUUGGGUCGGGUCUAGGUCGGGUCUACCCACCGACGAUUUUUGGCACGGUCUACUGGGGUCUUGUCCCAAUUAGGCAGCUUAGUCAUAAAACACUCAUUUUUGCGCACGUCCAGCAACGCGCAAGUAAAAAACCACUUAUGUCGCAAGGGACACCUGGGACUCAUCGUGGAGUUGAGGGCUGGUACUGGGCCGCCUUUGAAAAAGGUCCCAUGUUCAAGACAAACAAGACAAAACGUGAGGCGCGCUGCCUCGGGGAGCUUAAGCUCAAGCAGGCUGUGUUACGCACGGAGCAGGAGAAAAACAUUCGAUUGGGCAAGCUCCUUCCCGAACAGGCUCUUGGUGUAGAAGCACUUCGGAAAGCCGCAAUUGAUCAAACACUGGCUUUGUGUGGCAAACCGGGCAUCCUGAAGAAGCACAUCGAGAGAUGCGAACACGUCGAAGCACGGUGGAAACUCAAGCUGAAGAAAGAGGCCCCCGACACGGACGACAUCAACUGCGAUGACGACGAGGAUCUGCAGCAGUCUCCGACUGCAACGGGAUCUGUCAGUGUCAAGCGCCAGGGCACGUUUGCGGUAACUCAGGAGCCCGCUCUGAAGCGCUUCAAGGGUGCGCAUCAAUCAGAAUUCGAUUCCGAUAUGGGCAAGCUUCUCACCGUCCUGAACGCGUCAUACAAUUCCGCCACGCAUCCGUUCUUCAAGCACUUCUUUGCGCGGUGGACACCAGGAGUGAAGGUUCCGGGGCGAGAACGUCUGAAACGAUUUGUUCGAGCAGGAAUCACUCGAUGGGGAACACAUUCAAUGUCGACGCGGCGACUACUUCAAUUGCAACCGGCCCUCUUCGAUCUCAUCAACCAUCGUCUCGAAGACCUCCGUUUUGCAGGGGGAUCUGAUGAAAAGUCGCUCGCUGCUGCAGAUGAAGUAAUCAGUCUCAUAGAUAGCGGUCGAACAGGAUUGUUCUGGAGCGGAGUUCAACGGGUUGACCGCUAUCUGCACCCACUAGCCAUUGCGUCCAAUGUGACCCAGAGUGCGAAUACGCGACUUGACCAUGUUCUCGUCACCCUCGCACUUCUUGAUCACCAGUACCGCGUCGAUCCCACCUUUGUUUACACCAGUGACAACGAAGCGAUAUCGAGCAGCCUGCGUAAACGAUGGACGGCACUCAAGCGGGACCAAGACCUCUACAUUCUUGCUGUCUUCCUCAAUCCCUUCCUUCGAGGGCACUUCUUCAGCUCCAGUGUGCAUUCACUGAGCCGAGGUGGCCUCUUCGGUGUUGUUCGCCGGGUGUAUAUGCGUCUGUUCAAGAUCGAAGAACGGAAGGAUGUCCCAAGGGAACUCUUCGCAGAGUAUCUUGCUUACUACGAUGGCGAACAGAGGUUUUCGGCAGAUUCAAUGACCCUGAUUGAGUUUCGAGAUGCAUUUGGAAACGAGGACACGGUUGCAUUCAUGCACUCCGUGUGGAAUGGCCUGAAGAAAACGUUGCUGGCCCACAUGGCAUUACAAAUCUUGGCAAUGAUCGCCAACUCCGGUGCUAACGAACGGGCAUUCAGUGUCAUGGGACGUACUUACAGCGACAAAACACGGAACCUACUUGAUCCAGAACGCGCACACAAAAGCCUCAUUGUUCGUCGCGGAAUCAAUGAGGCCCACCCAUCCCACCUACAACGGAAGAAGCGGCACUCCGGGUAUGAGGUCCUCCGUCUCGUGGUCGAGACAAACGACACAAAGGUUCUCGACAAGCCCGAUAGUGAUGACGAAGAGAUGGAGAUAGAUCGGGAGAACGACAGGGAUCUCCCACGAGACAGUGUGGAGCGGCUCAUGCGCACACUGCAGUGCUUGCCAGAUGACGGCGAUGCUCUGGACGACGAGGUUCAGGAGGAUGAGAUUGCAGAGGCGGCCAGAAACCCGCGCGUGACCCUCCACUUCUCGACCCCAGAGCUCAUCCCCCUCGAGAAAAUCUUCGACCCAGCUAUGUUCAACACCGAAUCUCCUUGGGGAGGUUCACUGCAGUCGUACUGUUUGGACAGUACGCAGGAAUUCGAGACGGAGAUGGAAGCGUUAGACAAGCAAGCGCCCGGGGAUCCCUUGACCGUAGUCGUGGAGACUGAUUAG
This is a messenger RNA of Mycena citricolor, 2809 nucleotides long. The record is from the annotation of a GenBank genome assembly. NCBI's taxonomy places the organism in Eukaryota, Fungi, Basidiomycota, Agaricomycetes, Agaricales, Mycenaceae.